This is a messenger RNA of Panicum virgatum (switchgrass), 2927 nucleotides long. RefSeq lists its product as uncharacterized. Bases 16 to 2865 code for a protein of 949 amino acids. Lineage: Eukaryota; Viridiplantae; Streptophyta; Magnoliopsida; Poales; Poaceae. The record is from RefSeq and is a predicted model, not a curated record. The transcript has 3 exons.
CCGCGCGCACAAGCCAUGGCUCAGAGCACCGGAGGGGAGCACCACGUCCGCGUGCCGGCUCACAGCGGCGGGCAGGCGGGCACGGGAGACACGCCGCCGGAGAAGCAGCUGAACAGCUUCGUUCGCGCGGUCGCGCUGAUCGAGCGGCUGGGCAACGCCCUCGGCACGCUCGCCUUCACCUGGGCGACCGUCGUCCUGCUAGGGGGCUAUCCCGCGGUGCUCCGCCAAGACUGCGACUUUUGGUUCGCAACCACCAUAGUUUUCCUAGAAGCAGCAAGGAUGUUCAGCCGCAAUAACAAACUGGAUUACCAAUUGUUCUUUUACACAAGAGGCGCUUUCAAGCCUCUUGGAUGGAAUGGGCUGACUGUGGUGGUAAUUUUUACCAGCGUUUUGUUACUCCUCAUCAGUUACCGUUAUCUUUAUUUGAGAUGGAUGGUUCUCCUGAUGGCAGCGCUGGUUACACUCCGGUUUGUGUCCUCAGUAUUUGCAAGGUUACUCAGAGGCAAUCUGCUACGCCGUGCCAUAUCGUUAUUGAGCCCCUUCAUUCCAAUUUUAUUUCUUGGUCUCACUUUGUUCCGUGUAAAGAGAAUCACAGGUGAAGGAAUUGCCACCAGUCAAAUUGCAAAACUGGUAGUGUUGGCCCUACUGUUUCUGGUUGUGCUUCUUUUGACGAUCAGCCGGCUGCGGUUUCCAAGUAUCAUCAAUCUAGUUAAACGUGCUCUAGGCAGCAAACAAGAGUUUUGGCAUCGAAUCAUUCUGAAUUCGUGCAUGCUUACUACAGGAGUGCUGUUGGCGUUUGUGUUCCCUUAUGAUUUUGUCAUUAUCUUCAUAAUUGAAUUAGUUGCUGUAGCGAUUGUGUCAUUGGGCAAUUUACAGAUUCCAGCAGCAAUUGUGCGCGUGGUGCUCGCACUAAUACGCCUUAUACCACAUGACUACUACGGUGAUGAUAUCAGGCAGAUUGACAAUAGUGACCCUGGGAAUGGGGGGAAGAUAAACCUUGCACCAUCCCUAAAUAUAUUCUACGGGAUGGUGCUUGGUCAAGGAACACUCUACAGUGUGGCCUGCAUACUCGAGUUAUUUUCUUUCAUCCCUCGAAGGUCCCUUGCCCGUCGUGGUGGCUUCGGAGGUCAGUGGGGAGUGGAGUCUGUGAAUCUUUACUAUGCAUACGCCUUUGAGAAAUACAUGCAAGGGGAUGUGCUUGCUCCAAAGAACAUCAACCUCAACAACUUUGCUGUCGAUUCUAUAAACUCAGAAACGCCUAAGAUGCAGUUUCAUGGGAUUAGAAUGAUGCACUGUCUUCUGCAGAAGCAGCCAACUAGGAGAUGGUUCAUUUUGAAACUCAACGGAUCUAUGGAAACGAUGGUCAGGUUAAUCAACAUGCUGGACUGGACAAGCCCAGAGGAUACAACUGUUAGAUUGUUUGCUGCAAAAGUCACCGCUGAGCUUGCAACAAGCAUCCGAGUUGUAACUAUACCAGGGAUAAUUCAGGUUGUAUCAGCUCUUCUGGGAUGCGGCAACCAACAGAAAAGAGGAAACCCACUAUUGGACAGCAAAGUUGGCCAUGAGAAUAACCAAGAGGGAAGACCUGAUGCAGUUUCAAACACUGGCCGCAGGCUGAUGGAAACACAAGACCGCUCAACCCAACAAGUUGGGACUAUCGAACAAAAGUCCAGGAUAUUCAGAUGUUGUCAAGGGAUCUCCAAGUUAUGGUCAAUUCCUCAGGAGGAACCAUUGACAGAGCAAGAUCUUCUACCUGCACUAGCCAUGUUAAUUCUCGAUGGCCUUGCUAGCUUUGAUCAAGGAAAUUGUAUGGAAAUCAGCAAGGCAAGCGGCCUCAUCCCCAAGAUCAUAGCAUUCACAAGCUGCAGAACAAGUGGGACCACAUAUACGGACGCACAACGGAAGGUCCUAGUGAAGUCAUCAGUGAAGUUGUUGCACAGGCUCACCAGUGUUGAAGGGGAAAUUGGCAUAACGUUGCGGCAUAAGGUAUCUAAAUAUCCCUUUCUACUGAGAAACCUUGCGGAGAUCCUGGGAGACGGUACGAGCAGCCAAGAAGUAAGAACGUUGGCGGAAGGAAUCAUCAGAAACCUUGCCAUUGAUGAGAACACAAGGCAAGUGAUUGGGCACAUCCAAGUGAUUAUUACCUUGUUGAUGCAGGCAUUUCUCAAACCAGACAGACCCUCCAGUACGGAUGCUGAUAAGUUGCUAAGGGAGGUGGCCGGGCAGGCACUGGCAAUGUUGGCAAUGGACAAUGUCAACAAUUGUCUAGCCAUGUUAGGGGAAGCAGGGCAUGAGUUCAUUGAGGUGCUCACAAGUAUGAUCCAUAUGGAUAGGUACAGAUGCGUGGCAGCAAGUCUGUUGCGGAAUAUUUGCCAGCACGCUCGACCUGAGCUUAAAGAGCCGGACCUGAAGGAACUAUCUUAUUGCUUGAGACAGGCGUUGGAAAUAAUAUUGGUUGCAGACGAGAAGGCAGAACUGGAGAUUUUCAUUGGCCUUAGUUCGCAGAUAUGCAAAGUCAUUCCAGGAGACUUCGCCCGAGAACUAGAAGACGGCCAUCUCAAGGACAGAUUCGUGAAGCGGCUCGUAGACGCCCUGAACGCAAACAUGGAACCCAGCGCUCACUGCCCCGGGAUCAGGAGGGUGAUACUCGAGCAAGCCAUAAACAUGAUGGAACAUGACUCUCGCUACGCGAGGUGCUUCAUCGACCGCCGCAUGGCGGAAGCACUGUCCAUGGUGGAAGAGACGGCCUCGGAGGCCGAGAACUACAGCCUCUUCCUAGGUGAUGUAGGGCUGAUGGAGGCCCGCGUGCCUUUGUCAUCCCUUGUGGCGACGGCCAAACAGCUGCUGGCCAUCCAUCGAAGCUGACAACCCCAUCAUCAUCAUGGAUACAGAUUGUAUUGUAGUUGUGCUGUUGUGGUGUCCUUUUC